GCACGGAUAAGCAGCUCGGAUUCCCGGUGUUUGCAAACUUGGAUUUCCGUGCGGCGACUCCGCCAGGCGCCCUUUGUUGUGUCAACCAUCAAAGUCAGCGCGAGGUCAACUAAACACAGUGUCUUCGCAGUCAGUCACCGUCGUCGACUGUGUCGUGAAAUGUGUGCCGCGCGUUGAGCCGUCUCUUCCAAUCUCGAGUGAAUGAAUCCGAAUCAAUCGAAUCCGCGAGAAAGGGAAAAUCCUGGUGUUUCGGUGUUUUGCGCGGAUGCCUUCUCUCGACACUGUUCGAGUUCGCAGUGAACGACAAUGAGAGUGAAAACCGUGCCGAGGCAGCGAGUAAUUCAAAGCAACGUUGAGUGGGCUCCUGGCGUAAAAACUCAUGGUGCAACGCGAUCUUCGAACGAAGAGGAAUCGUCGGGCGGCGACAAGGAUGAAUCGCAAGGAGCGAGCGUUUUGAAUGGGAAUCAACCGGAAGAUCGAUCGAACGAAGCCGUGAACGAGAAGGAGAAGGAGAAGGAGAAGGAGAAGGAGACUUCGAAGUAUUCGGAGAAAGUAUUGGAUAUGUCGAUUAAACUGAAGAUCGAGGCUUCGAAAAGGGACUCGGUCCUCUUUAACUUGAUGGCUGGACCAAGUUGCAGAUCGAAAGAAAAGGCAAAAAAGUCCGUCAGCGACGACGACAAUAACAACGUACUGCUGCUAAAGACAGAUGCAGAAAAUCCUCCCGCGGCUGGCUCGUCGAGCGAGGAGGUUCCGAAAGAGUCGACCGACGAGUCGGACAAACCGAUAGAGGCUUUAAAUUUGUGCAAGCGGGAUUGCAAAGAGGAAGAGGAGUCGCACAUGAACCCGGGCGCCGACGAGAGGUUAAAGGACACGUUUCUUUACAAAAUCAUGACAGACCCGACGUUCCUGGAAAGCAUACAGAAGCACAAGCAGACGAAGCGGUACGCGUGCCCGUACUGCAAGCAAGAGUUCAACAACAGCGACGAGCUGGCCGAUCACUCGGACGCGAAGAAGGACGAGUCGAAUCAGGUGGUAUGCUGCGCGUGCAAAAAGACGUUCGCGCAGAAACGGUACCUGAGGUAUCACCAGAGAUGCCAUUCCGAGAGGACCAUGUUCACCUGCGACAUUUGCACGAAGAAGUACACGAGAAUCGACAAUCUGUCGAGGCACAACGCGUUCCACGUGAAUCCGGACAAAUUCUCGUGCACCUACUGCGAGAAGACGUUCGCCAGGAAGGAUCUGUUGAACAAGCAUCUCAAGUGCCACGACAACAAGUUCCGUUUCUUCUGCGAGAUAUGCCAGAGAUACUUCAAGGGACCGCUCUCAUUGGACAAUCACAGAAAGAACUUUCACUCGGCGACCGUAUAAGUACGUAGCUUUUAAUUACAUUUACGUACCGUUCAUGUAUCUUGCGUUGCUGUAUCGAUCGAGAGGAAAGCGGUCCCAACUAAUCGAGGAAUUUUAGUUUGGCUCGUUCGUACAUGAAAUGUAUACGAAAUAUAUUAACUCGAAUCGAUAUAUUAUAUUAUUGGAUGGAAAGUCCAAUGACAAAUCAAAAUAUGUUAA
This is a messenger RNA of Frieseomelitta varia, 1566 nucleotides long. RefSeq names its product oocyte zinc finger protein XlCOF6-like. NCBI's taxonomy places the organism in Eukaryota, Metazoa, Arthropoda, Insecta, Hymenoptera, Apidae. The coding region runs from base 307 to 1368 and encodes 353 amino acids. Gene Ontology annotation, biological process: regulation of transcription by RNA polymerase II. The transcript has 4 exons. Gene Ontology annotation, molecular function: RNA polymerase II cis-regulatory region sequence-specific DNA binding; DNA-binding transcription factor activity. The record is from RefSeq and is a predicted model, not a curated record.